AUGCCGGGCUUCGACUUUUCAAACCAUACCCGAAAUGCUGCGUUACAUGCAAGAGGUGUUCCAUUGCCAAAGGCGACAAGCACAGGAACGACUAUCGUAGGAUGCAUAUUUGAUGGAGGUGUAGUUAUUGCCGCAGAUACAAGAGCAACCAGUGGUCCCAUAGUAGCAGAUAAGAACUGCGAAAAAUUACAUUACAUCGCGCCUCAGAUCUGGUGUGCAGGAGCUGGAACCGCAGCGGAUACAGAAUUCACAACGGCCCUCAUCUCUUCGCAACUCGAGCUUCAUUCCCUCUCCACCGGCCGCAAACCCCGAGUCGUAACAUGCAUGACGAUGCUCAAGCAGCACUUAUUCCGCUAUCAAGGACAUAUCGGCGCCUACCUAGUUGUAGCAGGUGUCGAUCCUACUGGUGUCGGAUUGUUUACGGUUCACGCUCAUGGUAGCACAGACAAACUCCCCUAUGUUACAAUGGGCUCGGGAUCUUUGGCUGCGAUGUCUGUGUUCGAGACACAAUGGAAGAGUAAAAUGACGGAGCAGGAGGCUGUCACUUUGGCUUCGAACGCCAUUCAGGCUGGUAUCUUCAAUGACUUGGGAUCUGGAUCGAACGUCGAUGUCGCAAUUAUCACAAAGGAGAAGACCACAUUGAAGAGGGGAUACGUCAAGCCAAAUGAAAGAAGCAAGAAGCAGAAGAGUUACGUUUUCAAGAGAGGUACAACUGCAGUGUUGAACGAGAAGAUCAUUACGAGAGAGGAGAUCAGCAAGUAUGUUACGGUCACCGAGCUGGGCACAGAGACUACUUUGGGGGAGAAAAUGGAUUUGGAUGUCUGA
Messenger RNA from Glarea lozoyensis ATCC 20868, 825 nucleotides. Its product is annotated as N-terminal nucleophile aminohydrolases (Ntn hydrolases). The transcript has 2 exons. The record is from RefSeq and is a predicted model, not a curated record. NCBI's taxonomy places the organism in Eukaryota, Fungi, Ascomycota, Leotiomycetes, Helotiales, Helotiaceae. Gene Ontology annotation, molecular function: threonine-type endopeptidase activity. Bases 1 to 825 code for a protein of 274 amino acids. Gene Ontology annotation, cellular component: proteasome core complex.